AUGACAUUUACCAAUGUCCAGGAAGUUAGAAAAACACUUGCAACUUAUGCUAUUGCAAAGGGGGUUAAGUUGAAGAUAAAGCCUAAUGAGACCAAGAGAGUUAGGGUAGUUUGUGUUACCAAUGAAAACUGCCCAUUUGUGAUACAUAUUUCACAAAUUGGAGACACUGCAGGGCCACCUGUGAAGACCUUGAAGCCAAAACAUGACUAUUUCAUGAAGAAGAAACUGUACAAAAAGCCAAAAAUGGCCAGAAAAGACUUAAAGGCCAUUGUAGAAGAGCAACUGAGAGUCAGAGUGAGCAUUGCAAAAUGCAAAAGGGCUAAAAAGGAAAUAAGACAAGAAUUGAAUGGGAAGGUGGAGUUUGGGUAUUUGGAGGCCUAUGCUGCAGCUUUGAGAAGCAGCAAUCCUGGAACCACUGCUCACAUAGAUAUGUGUACUCAAAGUUUAAGAAAAGGAAAAAAGGUGUUUAAAAGAAUGUUUAUUUGCUUUGAUGCUUGCAGAAGGGGAUGGUUAGCAGGUUGUAGGCCAUUUAUUGGCUUAGAUGGGUUCUUCUUGAAAGGGGUCAGCAAAGGAAUUUUGCUAUCCGCAGUGGGAAAAGAUGGUAAUGAUAAGAUGUUUCCCAUUGCAUGGGCUGUGGUUGACAAAGAAACUAAGAACAACUAG
Mercurialis annua (annual mercury) is the source of this 663-nucleotide messenger RNA. RefSeq lists its product as uncharacterized. Bases 1 to 663 code for a protein of 220 amino acids. NCBI's taxonomy places the organism in Eukaryota, Viridiplantae, Streptophyta, Magnoliopsida, Malpighiales, Euphorbiaceae. The transcript has 2 exons. The record is from RefSeq and is a predicted model, not a curated record.